GAAAGAGCAGGCUCAAGUCGAUGUGUUUACUGCCUCAGCUGGAUCUCCUGAACAUCAGUGAAGUUUCGGUCAAACUGCACUGAAGAGGACAGUAACAGUUAACCCCAACGAUGACUAUUUUGAAAGCUUCCUUUAAGGCUCCACAGAUGUGUGGUAUCUUCAGUUGUUGUACACUCACAGCACUGCUGCUGUCUUGGGCCUGUUAUGACCCCCACAGCUCUGGACACAGCCAUACUGAUGAUACUAGCUACCACAGGCUGUCCUCCCCCAAUGCUGACUUUGCCUUUGCCCUCUACAAAAGUCUGAAGGCCUACACUGCUGCUGGAAAGAACAUCUUCUACUCACCGCUGGGAAUCUCCACCAUCCUGUCCAUGGUGUCUGCAGGAGCUGGAGGUGAAACCCACAGCCAGCUGUUCUCCACCUUGGGCUACAGCGCCUUCAACCAAACCCAGGUCAAUGAAGCGUACAAACAUCUCUUUGAGGUCCAUGGACACAGUCAGGAGAAUCUACAGCUGGAUGUAGGAAAUGCUGCUGCAGUGCGCUCUGGCUUCAAUCCUCUGGAGACGUUCCUGAAUGAUGUCAAGGAGUUUUACUCUGGUGAGAUCUUCAAGGUCAGCAAGGAUCUCUCUGAGGCUGCAGCUGAGAUCAACAGAUUUAUUGCAAAUAAAACCCAGGACAAGAUCAGAGACAUGGUGAAGGACCUGGAUCCUGCUAUGGUCAUGAUGCUGAUCAACUACGUCUACUUUAAAGGACUGUGGAGGAACCCAUUUGAAAGUUAUGAUACACAUAAGGCUGAAUUUCAUGUGGACAAGACCACCAAAGUUCAGGUGGAUAUGAUGUCAAGGACCGGGGAUUACAAGGUCUACUGGGACACAGCAAACCACGCCACCAUCGUCAGUCUGCCCUACAAGGGCAACGCCUCCAUGAUGAUCGUCCUGCCUGAUGAAGACAAGAUGGAGGAGGUGGAGGGCUACAUCAACAAGGACCACAUCAGACGCUGGAGAGAGUCAGCCUCAAUGGAUUACAUACAUCUGUUCAUGCCAAAGUUUUCCAUCUCUUCUGAUGCUUCCCUGGAGAGCACUCUGAAAGAAAUGGGCAUCAUAAAUGCUUUUGAGGACAACGCUGAUUUCUCUGGUAUAUCUAAAGACUUACCGCUCAAAAUCUCAAAGGCAUCGCACAAGGCUGUUCUCAUUGUCACUGAGAUUGAAACAGAGGCAGCGGCUGUCACCACCAUGGGGAUUGUAUUUAAGUCAGGGCGAAUUCAAAUGUCGCCUCCUCCAACCAUCAGAAUCAACAGACCUUUCUUGGUUUUCAUCAUAGAGAACUUCAGCGGGAGCAUCCUCUUCAUGGGCAAGAUCAACAACCCAACAGCUGAGUGAAGAAUCCAAGAUAAUCAGUCCUACAUCUCAUCACUGGAGAAUAGUUUAUUGUAAAAUCAGGACUCAUUUGUAAACAGGAGGUGUGGGACUCACUAAUUAGCUUAUAAAUUGGAUAAAUGCAGAUACUACAGGGUAUGGUACAAUGGCUGAUAAUACAGAGUUCCUGUAAAGGCCCAUUUAUGCUCAACAUUAAAUACGGAUACAGACAGAGCCUUCUGCCUGUGCUUCGCGUUCAUUUCGUCUGUAUUUCUGCACGUUUCCAUAGAGCUUACGGAUACGAGGGGGCAGUGUUGCUGUCACUACCCAUACGUAGCUCUAGUGAGACAUAAAGAAGAAAUACCAAUGGCGGAACUUUUUGAGGAAAAGAUGUGCAACUUGGUUAGAAACGCUGCCUCUGUUUUUGUCUUUUAUGCAAGAGGUACAUUAUCAAUACCUCCUCCACAGUCGCCAUGUUUGUUUUUGAGUUUGUUGUUGUCAUAAAUUUUGACUCUGGGCUGCCCCCCCGGUGGAUGUAUUGGUUAACAUCUAUGCCAACAUAAAGGACGCUUGGAAGUAUGUGGGCAGUGAUGGUAACAUUGUCUGAAAAGGUCAAACACAUUUUCGUACGUAAAGGGAGUAUAAAUAGGCCUUAAUGGUUUAUACUGAAUUUGCAAGACACUGAUGCUGAAACACCAAUGAUAAUAUCUGGUUAACCCUUUGAUUUCCAAACUAUGAAAUACAUUUGCAAAAAAAUGAUUUGUUGGUAAAAUUGUGUUCCUGCCUCGUCACUGAACAACAUUUCUGGUUUUAUUUUACAGAUUACCCAAUCAGGAAGCAAAUAUGCAAGUCCACCAGCUGGUUGACUCGCCUGUUGCUAGUCAAUCCUGCAGUUAGAAUCCCUAUUGCUUUCAAAAUAAAAUACAACACCAAUAUACCAUGUCUAAUUUCACAAACUGAAUUGAAACUUUACGAAUUCAUCUCACUGGAAAACUUUUGCUCUAUCUUAAAUGAUAGACAACGCGAGUCCAUGGAACAGUGCUUGUGUUUCUAAAUUGUUACUGUGACCACUAUUCUUGCGCUUUAAAAUGUGAUGUAGCUCCAAUUCUUAUUAUUGUCGUGUUGACUUAUUGUGUAUUAUCUGUCUCUUGAAUAUGUAUGAUUAAUUAUGACGUGUGCUGCUGACCUAUUGGCCAGGUCACCCUUGUGAAAGAGAUCUCGGUCUCAAUGGGUUUUUUAUCUGGUUAAAUAAAGGUUAAAUAAAAUAAACCAAAAAAACUAAGUGUAGACUUAAGUAUGAGGUUAUAUUUUUGUCCAUUAAUCCUGUCAUUAAACCAUGAACAUGAAAAUAUCAUCAGAAUACCCAUCAUUCAUGAGUAACCAGUGUCUUACCUGAAAUCCAGUGUUAGAUCCAAUAAUAAGCGUCCUUUAAUCCAUUUGUAAUCCAUUUUCAAUCAUGUACUUUGGUUUUCUUUUGUGGGUAGUGCCAUAUUUGUUGCCAUGCAAUGCAUUGUGGGAGGGGCUGUCGACCAGUGGUAAGCUGUUGCGUCUGUACUGCUUAAAGGAAUGGUACAAAUUAUUCUAACUGCAAUAAAGAGCGUGGACUUUUUGUAUAUAUGUCGAUAUUUUAAAACAGUCACAGAAUGUUUAUUGUUUCACUGUUUUGUCCCCAAGAGAUGAGAGAACAAAUCUGUGCAAAGAAAAGGCUUAUUCACUGUUGUUUACUAUGUUAUCAA
Molecule: messenger RNA, 3091 nt
Organism: Cheilinus undulatus (humphead wrasse)
Lineage: Eukaryota; Metazoa; Chordata; Actinopteri; Labriformes; Labridae
Product: alpha-1-antitrypsin homolog
Exons: 5
Coding region: 111-1379 (422 amino acids)
Biological process (GO): negative regulation of endopeptidase activity
Molecular function (GO): serine-type endopeptidase inhibitor activity
Source: RefSeq, a predicted model, not a curated record